Messenger RNA from Trichobilharzia szidati, 1617 nucleotides. NCBI's taxonomy places the organism in Eukaryota, Metazoa, Platyhelminthes, Trematoda, Strigeidida, Schistosomatidae. The record is from the annotation of a GenBank genome assembly.
AUGCCAACAAUUAUUUAUAAUCUUGCCGAUGAAACACCAGCUGGUUCAUUGAUUGGCAAUGUGGCAGAGAAUUUAUCCCCAGACUAUGCAUCGAAGUAUACAUUUCUUUUAAUCUCCUCGACAAAGUUUCAAUAUUUAACUGACUUCUUUCGAAUUUCUCCUAACGGGGAUUUGACUACUCUACGUCAUAUUGAUCGCGAUAAUACAAAUGAAGUAUGCGGUCCACUGGAUUGUUGUUCUUUGCCAAUAUGUCAGACUGAGGCGAAUGUAAUCCUUACUAGGCAAUGGGGAAAACAUGAGAAGUUUGAUCGUUCUAAGACAAAGGAAUUAACAAAAGGUGGUGAAACUGAUGAAGAGGCGUUAGAACACAGCGCCGGUAAAUUGACUGAGUCUCAUGAACAACGCAUGAUACGACUGUUCAUCAGAAUUAAUGACGCGAAUGAUAAUCCGCCGAGUUUCAUGUCAACUAAUGUGAUUAACCAGGAUGCAGGGAAUUCAGCAAAUCAACUAACCAACAGACCAUUCAUUAUUUACAUCAGAGAAGGUGAUACAAAUGGAUUUGAAGGUCUUCCAGUGGCUUCAGAUGCUGAUUCAGACGUGAAUGGUAUUGUAAUGUACAGGCUGGUAGAGCAAACGAGUAAAGGUGAUCCAGUUCAAACACCACGAUUGAAUAUCAGUAUGGCAUACUCUGAUUUUACACAGAAAUCUAACGGUAAUUCUGUUAGUUCACGUCAUUUAAAUCCAAAACUGACACUUCUGAGACCAUUAGAUUAUGAGAAUGUAGAUGACAGGGAAAUUUAUGCCACAUUCUAUGCAAUAGACGGUGGUGAUCCUCCGUUAACUGGAUCUUUAUCCAUAAUAGUCCGUCUAUUGGAUGUCAAUGACAAUUCACCCAUAUUUUCACAAUACACCGAAGCAGAACGUCUAAUUACUCUGCCGGAGAAUACAACUUUAAAUUAUAAACCAUUUAUUGUUGUCAAUGCAAGUGAUGCUGAUUCUGGGGAUAAUGGACGCAUCGUCUACUCCUUUAGUCCAUUGGCCAGUAAUCUGGUUACAUCGAAAUUUAAUAUUGAUUCAAGAAGUGCAGCAAUUACAAUCAGGGAACCGUUAGAUUAUGAAAUCUAUUCAGAGAGACAAUUCGUCCUACCGAUUGUCGCCAAAGACUUAGGCAGUCCACAACACUCGAGCACGACAACAAUCUUUGUACAAAUCAGAGAUAUUAAUGAUAAUGUGCCAACACUUGUAGUACAAGAGAAUAUUACAAUACCUGAAGGACAAGUAUUCACAAAACCUGUACUACGUUUCUAUGUAAGAGAUGAAGAUGAAGUAUCUCAUGGAAAUGUGAUUUGUAAACCAGUUCCCCUGGAGGCUGAUCAUCUUGCUGACGAAGAGCUUGUAGCUGGUCAAGAUUUCCUCAGAUUGCAUCCAGUUUCUGAUACGGUGUUCUUUGUUUUCACUAAAGGUGUAUUCGACUAUGAAAAAACGCCUCGAGCAGCCUUAUUGAUUGAAUGUCUAGAUUCAGCUGAUGUGGUCAAAGGCAGAAAUGAACAACACCGCCAACUGGACGGCAACCCUCACGAACACAACAACAUGAACAGUCGCCGAAAUCACAUUUGA